Messenger RNA from Chaetomium globosum CBS 148.51, 654 nucleotides. RefSeq lists its product as uncharacterized. The record is from RefSeq and is a predicted model, not a curated record. Gene Ontology annotation, cellular component: mitochondrion. The transcript has 3 exons. Lineage: Eukaryota; Fungi; Ascomycota; Sordariomycetes; Sordariales; Chaetomiaceae. Bases 1 to 654 code for a protein of 217 amino acids.
AUGUCGGUUCCUCGCGCGCGGUUGCUCGCCUUGAUGAAGCUCUUCUCGACCACAUACAACCCCGAGGGCAUUCGUACCGGCAACAAGAUCCUGCGGCAGCGACUAAGAGGUCCCGCGCUAGCCUCCUACUACCCCCGCAAGGUCAUGGCGUUCCGCGACUUCCAGGAUGAGUUUAGGCCGCUCGAGCUUGAGGUUGAGAACGACGACGAGCUCGACCGCCUCGAACAUGUCGCAGCGUACAUCAUCCCGUCCCAUUACACAUCAGUGUGCUAUUCUAACUGGCCACAGUCUCAAAGCUCGCGGGAAGGGGUCACCGAAGAAGGGGAAGGAUCGGGCAACCACAAGCAAACAAACACAGGUGUGUACUCAGUGGCGCCCGAGGCAAGGCCGUGGGUUCACAUUGCAGAGUAUACCAGUGCAUGUGGCAAGGUUGGUCAGGGGACCUCCUUCCCUGCAAGUCUGGGUUCACUCACCAUCGUACCAUGGAGCGCCAUCAUGGUGAAUAUCCCAAAUGGGAAACAGCAACCUGCUGGGCAUCGGUGUGCGGCCCCACUUCCGGCCCCACUUCCGGCCCGGUAUGGCCUAGGGCAGCUCCGAGUCGGACUUCACCCGGCCGGCACCUUCCUUCAUGGGCCCCGAUCAUGGCCCAAUUAG